Molecule: messenger RNA, 933 nt
Organism: Oppia nitens
Lineage: Eukaryota; Metazoa; Arthropoda; Arachnida; Sarcoptiformes; Oppiidae
Product: serine/threonine/tyrosine-interacting protein A-like
Exons: 6
Coding region: 271-933 (220 amino acids)
Biological process (GO): negative regulation of SCF-dependent proteasomal ubiquitin-dependent catabolic process; negative regulation of protein binding; protein dephosphorylation
Cellular component (GO): cytoplasm; nucleoplasm
Molecular function (GO): protein tyrosine/serine/threonine phosphatase activity; F-box domain binding
Source: RefSeq, a predicted model, not a curated record
UUUGUUUUUGAAAUCAAUUUAUCAAUUGUUAGUCAAAAAGACUGUUUGAAAGCAAUAAUAAUAUAUGAAUUGAAUGAAUGAAUGAUUGAAUUGAUAAUCAAUUGAAAACACUUUGAAUUUAGUGAUAAUAAUAAUCAUAUGAAUCGACUGAUUAUUUGAUGUAUUGUUUUGAUUUGAUUACAGUUUUUGUUGUUUUUAUUCAAUUUGUUUGUCGAUUACAUCUAACUAUUGGUCAACCAAUUGGUCACUUAAAACAAUUAUUGCCAACAAAUGUCUUUGAUUUUCGGUGACCAGCCGUCAGAGGACGAGAUGAACCAAAACGAGGCGAUAAAAGACAACAACAAUACCGUCGAUGACAAUAAUGCGGCAAAUUUUGAAUGGGAAUAUGCGAUGAGGCGUCAGAUGCAGCAAAUUGUACCGAAUCUAUGGUUGGGUCCGUACGCGGCCGCACUCAAGACAAAGGAAGAAGAGUUGUGUCGAGUUGGUAUCACUCAUAUUGUUUGUGUCCGUCAAGACAUUGAAAGCCAUUGGAUUCGACCCAACUUUCCAUCGAAAUACAAGUACUUAUGUCUGGACAUUGCAGACACACCAACACAACAGAUAAUUCCACACUUUCCUGUCGUUAGCCGAUUCAUUGACGAGUGUUUCCAAGAGAGAGGAGCCGUUUUAAUUCACGGAAACGCCGGUAUCUCUAGAAGUGCUGCUCUGGUUAUCGCAUAUAUUAUGGAAAAACAAAAUUUGACCGCCAAUCAGGCUAUUCGUGUCGUUCAAAGCAAACGUUUUUGUAUUUUCCCGAACGAGGGUUUCCGCCAACAGCUUCAAGAGUACGAACCGAUACUUCAGGCGCGAGGAAUACCUCUCGCAUCUUCCGGUGGUGUUAAACGAUCCUUCAGUGAAGAGGACUCAGAAAAUAUGGACACAAAUCAAAUCUAA